Cannabis sativa is the source of this 2401-nucleotide messenger RNA. Its product is annotated as nuclear pore complex protein NUP58. Gene Ontology annotation, biological process: nucleocytoplasmic transport. NCBI's taxonomy places the organism in Eukaryota, Viridiplantae, Streptophyta, Magnoliopsida, Rosales, Cannabaceae. The transcript has 5 exons. Gene Ontology annotation, molecular function: structural constituent of nuclear pore. The record is from RefSeq and is a predicted model, not a curated record. Gene Ontology annotation, cellular component: nuclear pore. The coding region runs from base 200 to 1798 and encodes 532 amino acids.
CUUUCUCUCUCUUCACUGAGAAACUGGAAAGAGUGUUUUUCAGUCUUCACACUCACACAUCUCCCUUUUUCCCUCCAUUCCUAGGGUUUUGAACAGGGUUUUCUUCAAACUCAGUUCAUUUCCAUCCCCAAAUCUCGACCCCAAACCCUCGAAUUGCUUCCACAUUCUUGUUAAUAGAGCACCACAGACCUCAAAAUUCAUGGCUUUUUCGUUAUUUUCUACGCCACAACAACAGCAACAACCACAGUCAUCGCCGUUUCAGACUCAGCAGCAGUCCCAGCCAUUUCAGCAGACCAGUCCUUUCUUUUCUCAACCUCAGCAACAACAACAAACGCCCCAACAAUUUCAACCUCAACAGCAACAGCAACAGCAAUCUCCGUUGUUUCAGCAGCCACAGCAGCAGCAAUCCCUGUUGUUUCAACCUCAGCAGCAGCAGCAACAGGUGCAACAACAACAGCAGCAGCAACAGCAACAACAACAGUUGUUUUUGUUUACUAACGAUAAAACUCCUGCGACUUAUAGUACCAAGUGGGCUGAUCUCCAUCCUGAUUCCCAGAAAGUUUUACUUCAAAUCGAGGAACGGAUACUGGAAUAUAGAGAUGAGAGCCAGAGGCUUGAUCAGUGUAGUCGGCUUUAUGAUUCCUCAGUUUCCAAUCAUGGAUUUGAGCAAGACGCAAGCCAUAUUGUUCAGGAACUCAGCGGAAUUAGUACUGAUGUGGAAAGACAAAAAGCUUUGCUGUUGGAACUAAUGACAGUUGUGAAAGAUAUGUUACGAAGUACUGAGGUUGCUGUUCGUUCUUUCAUGAUGCUACGCCCAAGGUUUGUUCAUCCAAAUUCAGGAAAUGCUUCUAUAGCCACGGCACCAUCACAACCUUCUGGAGCAACAGGCUCUAGUAGUCAACAAAUUGCUACAUCUAUUGUCCCUGUUUUUGAUUUCUACAAUGGAAUUCCACGGAAGCCCUCCCCUUUUCUACAGCAAACAGUUGCUAGGUUUGAAAAGUAUCUCAAUGAGUGUCGUCAGUGGAUUGAAGAGUUAGAGCAAUUGCUUUUCUUAGACUCUGAAAAGAGCACUUGCAAUGCAGCAUCUUUGUUGCAGUCUCUUCCAAAAGUUAUGUCAAAUGUCCAUGAUUUUUUUGUUCAUGUUGCUGCUAAGGUGGAGAGUAUUCAUCAGUAUAUUGAAUCCAUGAGAACAGCUUAUCUUGCUGACCAACGCCGUCGAGGUGAGGUGAACGAUCCAUUUCUUGAGGCUGAUCGACGUGAAACAGCAAGACAAGAGGCUGCUGCUAAAAGGGUACAUCCAACAUCACAUUUGCCUGCAAAUCCACAACCAUCAACUCAAUCUACAGCAUUGGUCACUUGGGGAGCUCAAGCGACAUCCAGUACACCACAGACGGUUACAGUUGCUCCAGUAGCUUCAUCAGGGAGUGGGCUUUCACUCUUCAGUACACCUUCUGCCCCAUCUUCAUCCAUGCCUUCAAUGUUUGCGACACCCGCUACUUCUGCUCCAACAUCCUCUCUGUUUGGAUCAUCUUCUGCCACACCCCAGACCUCUCUUUUUGGCUCUUCAUCAUCUUUAUUUGGGUCUAGUUCCACCCCUUCCCUGCUUGGUAGUACUGCUCCAGCUUUUGGUUCUUCCACUCCUGCUGGAAGUUCACUAUUUUCAACACCAUUUGCCUCAGGUACUGCAAUGGGUUCUGGGGCUAGUUUUGGUGCUGCGUCGGUAAGUGAAUUUUCUUUGAGCUUUAAGCCUGUCAGUGCCUCUUUUUUGUCUGUUACUUUUUUAUUUGCUUUUUCCUGAAGCAUAUAAUUAACUUGUGAAAACUCUACACUAGUUUACAUUACAUAUGGAUAAACCAUCUUUGUGUUUUACGUCUUCUUCACAGAAAUCAUCUAAGCCGAAAUCUCGAACUGGCCGGCGUUAGUCAUUAAUGAGUCCAGGUGGUGAAAUCUAGAAGGACCUUUGUAUAUGCAUAUAAUCAAGGAAAGGUCCUUUGCUCUCUAAUUUAGCCAAAAGAAGUGGUGGGGGUGGAGUUCUUUGCUCUCUUUAUUGUUUGAAGUUGGCUAUUUUGUAUUUUUGAGAUUGAGGAAAUCAUAGCAAUUGAGUUCAAGAACAAUGAAGUAUAACUUGAGAUGCUUCUGGACAAGACAUUCAAGUUCCUCCCCAGUCCAUUUGUUCAUCAAAAUUUCAACAAAAGUUAAGAGGUGUUAAAUAAUCCUUAGAUGAUUUUUGAUGUAAAAUUUGUUCGGUUGCCUCAUUUUUUUGAAUGUCAAUUAGUGUAGGGGCUCAUUUUUUUUGCAUGUUAAUUAGUCUACUGACCUUCACACCAAACUCAUCAGAUAAUGUACUCGGGUAGUAUUGAUUGUAAUGUUGAUUGAUGUCAAAUAAACUCAUUUUCUGACA